AUGGAGGAUGCGGCCGGGGCGGAGGCUGCAAUGCACGAUUCGGAGUGGAGCCGAGUCGACGACCAACAAGUAGAAUCGGGGAGUGGCAGCCGCCAGGAGCAGGGACGCCUCGACGACCGCAUCGGCCGCCUACACGACGACCUCAUCAUCCCCCGCCUCCCCACCCGCCAGGAGCAGGGAAGCCUCGUCAAUCUCAUCAGCCGCCUCCCGGACGACGUCCUCGGCGCCAUCAUCUCGUUCCUCCCCACCAAGGACGGCGCCCGCACGCAGGUCCUCUCCCGCCGGUGGCGUCCCCUCUGGCGCUCCUCCGCGCCUCUCAACCUCGUGGCCGACGGGAACCUCGCCAUGGGGGUCACCCAGAAGCGCCUCGCCGUCAUCUCCAAGAUCCUCUCCGACCAUCCUGGCCCUGCCCGAUGCUUCUUGCUCCGUGGCAUCUUCUUCCCGAUCAGCUUAGGCCAGAUCGACGGCUGGCUCCGCUCUGAAUCACUCGCCAAUCUGCAGGAUCUGGAGCUCACCUACACCGGACACUAUGGCGAUGUGCCGCCGUCCGUGCUCCUCUUCUCGCGGACACUUCGGGUGGCCAAAUUUGGCACCUGCAAAUUCCCUCACUUGAUUGUGCCAAACUUUCCACACCUCAAGAUGCUCACCCUAUACAACAUCGUCAUCUCGGAGGCCUCUCUCCACAGCCUGCUCUCAGCCUGCACCGCCUUGGAAAGCCUUUCACUGCAUUAUCUCAUCGGCAUUGUUUGUCUUCGCAUCAGCUCCCUGACUCUUAGGAGCAUGGACUUCGCUCAAGGUAUUGUCUUUUUCCAAGAGAUGAUCAUCGAGGACGCCCCAUGCCUUGAAAGGUUAAUACGACUUAGUUCAGACAAUGGUCCUACGACCAUCCGGGUGAUCCGGGCGCCUAAACUGAAGAUACUUGGCUUGUUAUCUGAAGGCAUAUCCACACUCAGCAUUGGAACCACCGUUUUCCAGAAAAUGAUUGCCGUCAGCUUGACAACUAAAGUGCACACAAUGAAGAUUUUGUUUCUUGACUCUAUUGGCCCUAAUCUGGAUGCGGUUCUGGACUUCCUCAAGUGCUUCCCUUGCUUGGAGAAGCUGUAUGUCAUUUCACAUCCACAAAAGAAUAUGGAUAAUGUGCGGAACUAUGACCCACUUGAUCCAAUUGAAUGCCUUGAACUCCAUCUAAAAAAAGUGGUGUUGAAGAAUUACAAUGGUAACAAGAAGCCAGCAGUUGACUUUGCCAAGUUCUUUAUUUUGAAUGCAAAAGUGCUAGAAGAAAUGGAAAUUGGAGUCCUCAACAGACGCAACAACAAGAAAUGGUUGCGCCAUCAACGUAAGCGGCUCAAAGUGGAGAAUAGAGCUUCUCAAAAUGCACGUAUUGAACUAAAAAGAGAUGGGCAGCAGAUUUUCGAGCACCACGUGCAUACCCAUGAUUUUUCAAUGGCUGAUCCCUUCGAUAUGCCCUGUGGACGCGUGCUACUGUCGUGUUAGAUAGCCUUUCCGGAGACUCUGUCACCGGCUGCCCUUGUCUGUCUCUCUAAUGUCAUCUCACCCUUGUGAUGCUCUGCAAAAUGAUCUACUCCGUUCUGCAAUGUAAUGAUUUGGUAACCACUCUGUAGAAAUCCAGGAUUCAGGAGUUGGUGCCUAAGCCCCAGAUUUAAAUCUGAACUUGCGAAUGUAGAAGACGCUCUGAAUGUUACUAUCAUCUAUGUGUUAUGUUUAUAGCUGGUACUGAGUUGUUUCUCUCCUGUGUGGUGUCCUAUGUGUAGCAGGUCUAAAUGUUACUAGCAUCUCUGUGUUAUGUUUAGCUGGUACUGGGUUGUUUCUCUCCUGCGUGGUGUCCUAUGUGUAGCAGCUCUGAAUGUUACUAGCAUCUAUGUGUUAUGUUUAGCUGGUACUGGGUUGUUUCUGUCCUUCGUGGUGUCCUAUGUGUAGCACCUGCAGGCUGAAGCAA
Messenger RNA from Lolium rigidum, 1957 nucleotides. RefSeq names its product F-box protein At5g03100-like. Gene Ontology annotation, molecular function: protein binding. Lineage: Eukaryota; Viridiplantae; Streptophyta; Magnoliopsida; Poales; Poaceae. The record is from RefSeq and is a predicted model, not a curated record. Bases 1 to 1494 code for a protein of 497 amino acids. The transcript is spliced from 3 exons.